Molecule: messenger RNA, 357 nt
Organism: Acaulospora morrowiae
Lineage: Eukaryota; Fungi; Glomeromycota; Glomeromycetes; Diversisporales; Acaulosporaceae
Source: the annotation of a GenBank genome assembly
CCCUUAGAAUCGACAGUAACACUAUUGACUAACGUAGAUGAUACCUAUAUCAAACCCCCUCCGGGCGUGGACCAUAACUUAACGGUCUUCAUCGGGAUUUAUAGCAUCUAUGAGAAAAUCGAGUUUAGGAAGUGCUUGCGCGAAUUGUAUUCACAUAACAAUGCCGCUCUAGCGCGGUAUCUCGGAGUCGAGAAAUCUCCCGUGACGAUUAGGUUUAUCAUAGGACUGCCAAAGGAUGAACUUAAGGAUAAACUGGAGGAGGAAGCUAAAACGUACGGAGAUAUUGUUAUUUUGAAUAUAGAAGAGAACUUGUACGAUGGAAAGACGUUUGAAUAUUUCAAAUGGCUUGCUAAGCAU